GCCGCCUGCUCGCAAUGCGGCUUGUUUUAUUCUGGAUGAGGCUGAUAUCUCCAUGUCGGCUGAACUUGAAUUCUCAGAGAAUCCAACACAGGACUUUGGGAUAUGUGAAAAGAAGAAGUUUCGAUUGGUUGUGGCGCCGGCCUCAAUUCAGCGACAGGCAAUAUCGAGGUGUUCGACAUUUAUCCCGUCAACUCCCUAAGUCGCAUCUAGCAAAGUAUCACCUUUGAUACGAACGUCUUAGAGGAUGGUUUGAAUGCUUGAUGAGUUAACGUGCAUAUAUCUGGAGGAGCAGCGAGGUAGGAAC
Aspergillus alliaceus is the source of this 304-nucleotide messenger RNA. RefSeq lists its product as uncharacterized. The record is from RefSeq and is a predicted model, not a curated record. The coding region runs from base 15 to 227 and encodes 70 amino acids. The transcript has a single exon. Lineage: Eukaryota; Fungi; Ascomycota; Eurotiomycetes; Eurotiales; Aspergillaceae.